GUGGAGUAAGGAUUAAACAAGGACUGACUGCCUUUCCUGCCAGCCAUGGGUCAGGAUUAUUACUCUGUGCUCCAGAUCACUCGCAAUUCAGAGGAUGCCCAGAUCAAGAAGGCGUACCGGAAACUGGCGCUUAAGAACCACCCGAUGAAGUCCAUUGAGCCAUCCGCAGCAGAGACAUUCAUGCAAAUCGCAGAGGCCUAUGAUGUGCUCAGCGACCCUGUGAAGAGAAGCAUCUAUGACAAGUUUGGAGAGGAGGGCCUGAAAGGCGGGAUUCCUCUGGAAUUUGGAUCCCAGACCCCAUGGACCACUGGUUACGUCUUCCACGGCAACCCUGAUAAGGUUUUCCAUGAGUUCUUCGGAGGAGACAACCCCUUUAGUGAGUUUUUUGAUCCAGAAGAAUGUGAGGUAGAUUUGAACUUCGGGGGUCUCCGAGGCCGAGGGGUCAAGAAACAGGAUUUCCCAAUCGAACGAGACCUCUAUCUAUCCCUGGAGGAUUUAUUCUUUGGCUGCACCAAGAAAAUUAAGAUCUCCAGAAGGGUGCUGAAUGAGGAUGGGUACUCCUCUACCAUCAAGGACAAGAUUCUCACGAUUGAUGUGAAACCUGGUUGGAGGCAGGGCACACGGAUCACCUUUGAGAAGGAAGGGGACCAGGGCCCCAACAUUAUCCCAGCCGACAUCAUCUUCAUUGUAAAGGAGAAGCUACACCCUCGCUUCCGCAGGGAGAAUGACAACCUCCUUUUUGUGAACUCCAUUCCCUUGGGCAAGGCUCUGACAUGCUGCACCGUGGAGGUGAAGACCUUGGAUGAUCGUCUGCUCAAUAUCCCCAUCAACGACAUUGUCCAUCCCAAGUACUUCAAGAAGGUGCCAGGUGAGGGGAUGCCACUGCCUGAGGACCCCACUAAGAAGGGGGAUCUCUUCAUCUUCUUCGACAUCCAGUUCCCCACCCACCUCACACCCCAAAAGAAGCAUAUGCUGCGCCAGGCAUUGCUGACAUAACUCUGGUGAGCUGAGGGCCGGAGCAGGGGAGGAGAAGGCUAGCUGGGCCUUAACCCAUGCCUGUCCCAGGAUGUGUGGGUGAGCCAGCCCCCUGCAUAGGUGUGACGUGAAGACGGGAUGGCCUGGGACUUUUAAACUGACACAAUAAAGAUGUAUUUCCUAUCCUC
Messenger RNA from Hyaena hyaena (striped hyena), 1163 nucleotides. RefSeq names its product DnaJ heat shock protein family (Hsp40) member B13 (gene DNAJB13). Bases 46 to 996 code for a protein of 316 amino acids. NCBI's taxonomy places the organism in Eukaryota, Metazoa, Chordata, Mammalia, Carnivora, Hyaenidae. The transcript has 8 exons. Gene Ontology annotation, cellular component: cytosol. The record is from RefSeq and is a predicted model, not a curated record. Gene Ontology annotation, molecular function: protein-folding chaperone binding.